Molecule: messenger RNA, 2022 nt
Organism: Exophiala dermatitidis NIH/UT8656
Lineage: Eukaryota; Fungi; Ascomycota; Eurotiomycetes; Chaetothyriales; Herpotrichiellaceae
Product: AAA family ATPase
Exons: 1
Coding region: 1-2022 (673 amino acids)
Molecular function (GO): ATP hydrolysis activity; ATP binding
Source: RefSeq, a predicted model, not a curated record
AUGGCGGCACCUUUGAAGAACGCUACCCGGAACGGCUCCGAACAGUCCGAAGGUAAACCCAAUGGAGUGCAGGAACCUGCUGCUGUCCCCGGUAGCAUCACUGGGUUCAAAAUAUUGUAUGCACAGAAGGACAAAGACGACAAGAUCCAAUGGGUUACCGAGGAACCAGCAGAUGCUGUUGAUCCCGCCGAGAAUUCAGAAACUGCUCAGUAUGCGUUUUUGCCACGCAAGAAGAAAAGCUACGACAGCCGGAAAAAGUACGACCUUGAUUCCAUCAUUGUCCAAAGUCCGUGGCUGAAGAAGUCGUUGGGCGUCAUCCUAAAAGACUAUCCGGGCGUAACCACCAACCUUGAUCGCCUGGUUUUCAAGGCGCCAUUCCAUCCUUUUGUGCAUCGCUGGACUCGGCUCGAGGAUAUGCUUGCGGAGAAUGAAUUCGACGAGCCAAUCGCUAGAGAGCAUCUUCAACUAUUUCGUGACGUCCUCUGUGAAGGACUCCAGAGCGCAAUUGCCGCCAAAGUCGACCUUGUCAAAAACGGGGUCAUCACUUUUGAAUAUCUGUGGACGAUUUUCGAGCCGGGUGCGCUCAUCUACAGUGUGGUGGAAGGGAAAGAAUGCUUGUUCGAGCACUGUUCCUGUGGGCACACGGUGGACCAAAAACGAGGAUUGCAAAUGCUCACCCUGAAUGCAUGGGCCACUGAUUGGGACGGAAGAAAGUUUGGGCGCAAUCACGGCUUCGGGUUGAGAAUCUACGAGUUUGAGGGCACCAUGCCAAUCACCUCCUUGGAUGUAUUCCCUUUGGAGUUCCACCCUGACAAGGACAACAUCCUCCAACGUUUGUUGGCCAGAGGCAGACUGUUUGAACGCUUUGCCGGUUAUCACUACAGAGCAUACCGUGGUGUGGCUCUUGGAUACGGUCGAUGUGGAAUGAUCCGCCAUAAUAUCGAAUCGCGAAUCAUCAUUGAUUGUGACGCUCACAAUCGAUUCUUGCCCGGCAGGGCUGUGAUCUUCAGCGCACUGGCGAAGCCAAAGACGGCUUUACCAGCAGACGUUGACAUGGGUGGCUCUACUGACUCCGAGUCUAGCGACGUAAAAGAUGACUUUUUUUACUACACCGGCGACAUUGACCUUGACGUGGACGAAUUUGCCAGCAAAGGUCCUGAACACCGCGGGUUGACAAGUGGAGAACUUGCCGUUGCAGUUCCCUAUGUCCGGGGUUACGCCCUCAAGACGAAAAAAUGGCUUUGGUUCUACGUUGACCAGAUCGAAUCCAUCAAAUUCUCUACCGACGCAUUCACCUCCUUAGUGCUACCGCCUGAGCAGAAAACGCUGAUCCGGGCCUUUGUCGAGUGCCAGAUCAAGCACAAGGACGAUUUCGACGACGUGAUAGCUGGCAAAGGCCGUGGCAUGAUCAUGCUGCUUGCCGGACCGCCCGGGGUCGGGAAGACUCUGACAAGUGAAAGCGUUGCCGAGGACAUGCGAGUACCACUGUACGUCCUGAGCGCCGGCGACCUAGGUUUGGUCCCAAGCGAGAUCGAAGAAACACUCAAUCUGGUGCUGGACAUGGUUAGCAAAUGGAACGCCGUGCUCUUGCUGGACGAGGCCGACGUUUUCCUGGAACAGAGGAGCACCCAUGACCUUGAGCGUAACAAAAUGGUCUCCAUCUUUCUGCGAGUCCUGGAAUACUAUGAAGGCGUCCUCUUUCUCACGACCAAUCGAGUCAAAGAUAUUGAUAAAGCCUUUCGGUCGAGAAUCCACAUCACAAUCAAUUAUCCCAACCUGUCAGCCGAGUCUCGACGCCAGAUUUGGCAGAAAUUCUUGGGACCUGACAGUGCACUGACCGGUCAAGACCUGGAUCGACUGGCCCAAGUGGACUUGAACGGACGCCAAAUCAAGAAUAUGGUGAAAGCCGCUCAGAUGCUCGCGCGAAGCCAUGAAAGUACGAAAGAUGGACCUCGCGGAGAGGUUCAGAUGUCCCACAUUGAGACGAUCCUGGCAAUCGAGCGAGGGGUGUCGUGGGAGUGA